Molecule: messenger RNA, 954 nt
Organism: Diaporthe batatas
Lineage: Eukaryota; Fungi; Ascomycota; Sordariomycetes; Diaporthales; Diaporthaceae
Exons: 2
Coding region: 1-954 (317 amino acids)
Source: RefSeq, a predicted model, not a curated record
AUGGUUCAGUCUUCGGACAGCACGGAGGGUGCGAGUCCCCAGAGUACUCGACCAGACUCUGGAAACUUUAUCCGCCCCUUUGUUCCACGAAAGGGCACACAGCGACAUUGCGACCACCUUGAAAAGCUCCAGGCCGUCGCGUGCAACCCCAGGGAGCGGAAAAUCGAAUCCACAGACGUCUCUGAUUUGUUGGAGACACUUUCCUCGACAGACAGCAUUUACGGGUACUGGGAGGUCAACGGGCAGUUGUUCGAGGAGCCUACUUGGGCCACCAUCGUCUGCUGCGAUACGUUUGAGGUCGUGGUGCAAUGCCCACCAGGAAAGCGCAUCACACUUGGGAAUUUGGACCUCGCAGUCAUCCUGUUGUCGUGCCUCGAGCAUGCAAACGGCGACGCAUUCGUCCGAAAGGUGUCAUCAACCUCAAAGUGCUGGCCGACGGGCCACGUCGACUUCAGGUGGCUACUACGAGGGACGCUGGCGGAGGAUGGGCCGGGACCGGACCUGAAGGGCGACUCGCCGCCGUUUGCGCAGCCACCAAAGCCCGCCAACAGACUAUUCAGCCCGAUCAAGCAGCUCAAGCUGGCGACCCAGUCGCUGGAAAAGAAGCGGACCCUUUCGAUUGACCAGCUACGAUCUCCCACGUCGCCGACCAACCCGUCCCUGCUGCAGCGCUGGGAUUCUGCGAGGCGGCAGAGCCUUGACCCCUCCGGUGGGAUUUGUGCGUCGCCGACCACACAGUCGCACGAGAAGCGGCGGUCUUCUACCUGGAAGGAGCGGACGUCUUCCUUGUUUCAGUCAAAGCGACAGUCCCAUCAUUCCACAUCGUCCAAAUCCAGCACCUCUCAUUCCACAUCCUCCUCCUCGUCUUCCGAGUCCAGAAGCACAGUCAUUGGGGGUUCCGAAGUGAUGUGGAAUCAGCCAUUUAUGCCGUCGCAAGCCUUCUCAAAAAUCUAA